Molecule: messenger RNA, 777 nt
Organism: Colletotrichum spaethianum
Lineage: Eukaryota; Fungi; Ascomycota; Sordariomycetes; Glomerellales; Glomerellaceae
Exons: 2
Coding region: 1-777 (258 amino acids)
Cellular component (GO): extracellular region
Source: RefSeq, a predicted model, not a curated record
AUGAAGUUCACCACUCCCAUCGUCCUCCUCGCCGCCAGCGUCAUCGCCGCCCCGAGCCCCAGCGAGCUCUGCGACCGUGAGCUCAGCACAGUAAACACUAUCAUGACCACCGUUCUCAACGGCAUCCAGAGCCUCGAUGGUUCCAUCUGCGCCUACAGCGGCGGCCCGGGCAAGGAGCUGGAGGAUGCCUCCUCUACCAUGCUCACCAUCAUCCGCACCGCUACCUACAACGCUGCGUCUAUGUUGGCUUUGACCAUGGACGAGGCCAUUGCCUUCCAGCCGCUGUCCGACCAGCUCAACGCGGCCGGUGACAAGCUCCUCGUCGACCUCAGCAACAAGGUUGACCUCUUCGCCAAGAGCGGCGCUUGCGACACCACCCUCACCUGGGUUGCCCAAGUCGGCAGCAAUGUCAACACCCUCAUGACCACCAUCUCUACCAAGUUCCCUGCUGGCGGCAAGGGUGGUGACGAGAUCACGCACUUCAACGGAAUCUUCACCGAGAUGCAGCAGAAGCUCUCCACCUGCUCCACCGGCGGCAAGGGCUCCGGAUCUGGCUCCGGCUCCGGCUCCGGUAACGACGACAAGGCCGUGGGCUCCGCCACCAAGGUCGUCGCUGUCCCUACUGCUGUCGCCACUGCCACCAACACUGCUUACGGCAACGGCACCAAGGGUGCUUCGCCCACUUCCACCACUCGCCCUGUCGUUACUGCCGGCGCCGCCCUCAUGACCUUGUCCGGCGCCGGCUUGGCUGCUGCCGUCGCUGCCUUCAUCCUGUAA